Messenger RNA from Egretta garzetta (little egret), 2745 nucleotides. It is a transcript of the gene FBXO42, whose product is annotated as F-box protein 42. Lineage: Eukaryota; Metazoa; Chordata; Aves; Pelecaniformes; Ardeidae. The coding region runs from base 44 to 2263 and encodes 739 amino acids. The transcript has 10 exons. The record is from RefSeq and is a predicted model, not a curated record. Gene Ontology annotation, molecular function: protein binding.
CUUAAAACAGCUGAGAGUUGCAGAGAAGAGGAGCUGGUUCGGGAUGGGAACCACUGAUGCCACCCACGCCUGUGAAUUGGGGUCCUUGGGACCAGGAGAGAUGCCUGCAGCUGUGAAGUGGAAUGCCAUGGCCAGUUCCUCGGACAGUGAAGACGAUGGUUUCAUGGCUGUGGAUCCAGAAGAUGCUGUGGUCGAAGGGACAAUGGAGCAAGACAAUGAGCUGCAUGCUGAGCUGGAGAUUGAGGAGACCAGGCAUAACAGAUCAAUGCUGGAGCUCCCAGAAGAGGUUUUGGAAUAUAUCCUCUCUUUCCUUUCACCAUAUCAGGAGCACAAAACUGCUGCCCUUGUCUGCAAACAGUGGUAUCGACUAAUAAAAGGUGUGGCCCAUCAGUGCUAUCAUGGCUUUAUCAAAGCAGUGCAAGAAGGAAAUAUCCAGUGGGAGAGCCGCACUUACCCCUACCCUGGCACCCCCAUCACACNNNUUUUUUUUCUAGGUGCGUGUUACUAUGACGCUAACCAGUCGAUGUACGUGUUUGGCGGCUGCACGCAGAGCAGUUGUAAUGCCGCCUUCAAUGACCUCUGGAGACUUGACCUCAACAGCAAGGAAUGGAUCCGGCCCCUGGCAUCAGGUUCGUAUCCCUCGCCCAAGGCUGGGGCCACGCUGGUGGUCUACAAGGACUUGCUUGUGCUUUUUGGUGGGUGGACGAGGCCGAGCCCUUACCCUCUGCACCAGCCAGAAAGGUUCUUCGAUGAAAUCCAUACGUACUCACCCUCUAAGAACUGGUGGAACUGCAUUGUGACCACCCAUGGUCCCCCUCCCAUGGCAGGACACUCCUCCUGCGUCAUUGAAGACAAAAUGAUCGUCUUCGGGGGUUCGUUAGGAUCGCGGCAAAUGAGCAAUGACGUCUGGGUGCUGGAUCUUGAGCAGUGGGCUUGGUCCAAGCCCAACAUCUCUGGGCCCAGCCCUCACCCACGAGGUGGCCAGUCUCAGAUCGUGAUAGACAACGAAACCAUUUUAAUCCUCGGUGGCUGUGGUGGUCCCAAUGCACUGUUUAAAGAUGCCUGGUUACUGCACAUGCACGCGAACCCCUGGACGUGGCAGCCCCUCAAGGUGGAGAACGAAGACCACGGAGCCCCGGAGCUGUGGUGCCAUCCAGCCUGCAGGGUGGGACAGUGCGUUGUGGUCUUUAGCCAAGCUCCCAGUGGGAGAGCCCCACUCAGUCCCAGCUUGAACUCUCGCCCCUCUCCCAUCAGCGCCACGCCGCCCGCCCUGGUCCCCGAAACGCGGGAAUACCGCUCUCAAUCUCCUGUCAGGAACACGGACGAGGCUCCCUGCGUCAAUGGCCGCUGGGGCACCUUGCGACCCAGAGCACAGAGGCAAACCCCUUCGGGAUCCCGGGAAGGCAGCCUCUCCCCAGCCAGAGGGGACAGUUCCCCUGUACUCAACGGUGGGAGUUUAUCUCCCGGAGCCACGGUGGCCGGGGGUGCCUCCUUGGACAGCCCUGUGCAGCUCGUAUCGCCCAGCACGCCUUCUGCGGCUGAAGGAUAUGACCUGAAAGUGGGGCUUGCCCUGGCCCCACGACGGGGAUCACUGCCGGAACAGAAAGACCUGCGUUUGGGAUCCGUCGACCUGAGCUGGGACCAGAAACCGGCUUCCAUCAUCUGCCAGAUGGAUGGUGUGGAGGGCAGGACAGUCGGUGUGAGCGUGAGGAACCCCCCUGAGCAGACCAACGGCAUUCACACGCCGCCCCACGUCACCAGCUCCCUCCCGGGGGCCGUCUCCCCCGGCGCUCUCCGGAGGAGCUUGGAGGCCGUCAAAGCCCUCUCUUCCAAAGGCUCCUCAGCUUCUGCAGCGCUGAGCCCUCCCCUGGCUUCUUCCCCGGGGUCCCCAGGUGCUGAGACGGGCUCGGCGGCACGUCCGGGCUCUACCCAAGGCGACGGCCAUUCCUUACCUCCCAUCGCCCGCCGCCUGGGCCACCACCCUCCCCAGUCCCUCAACGUGGGGAAGCCUUUAUACCAGAGCAUGAACUGCAAACCCAUGCAGAUGUACGUGCUGGACAUUAAAGACACCAAGGAAAAAGGACGAGUCAAAUGGAAAGUGUUCAACAGCAGUUCGGUCGUGGGGCCACCUGAAACCAGUUUACACACAGUGGUGCAAGGCAGAGGGGAAUUAAUCAUAUUCGGUGGCCUCAUGGACAAGAAACAAAACGUGAAAUACUAUCCCAAAACAAAUGCCUUGUACUUUGUGCGAGCAAAAAGAUAAUGCGGCCCGAGCCCUUCGCCGCCAUCACCUUCUCCCCUCCCUCCCCAUGGCUCUUCCCUCUCCUUCCCAAGCCCUUACUCUGUCACGCAGGCGUUCAAACUGUGAAUUAGGGAGCAAGAAACCAAUAAAGUCCAAGCAAAACCUCCAGCGCUGCCCCGCCGGUUCCCAGUAAGACCCCAGUAAAGCAAAUGGUGUUUACGGGCAGGGAAGGACCUGUGCCCCUGCCAUCCAAGCCAAGGAUUUGGGGUGAGCAGGUAGGGAAAUCUGCCAUCCAGUAUACUCUUGAGAUUGGUUUUAUUUUCCAGGGGUCUUGAGAGGCUUCGUAUCUCUCUGAAAUUCCUCAUGGGAUGUGAGUAAAAGCGGUUUUAUAUGAAAAAACCCAAAUACUGGCAGGGAAGGGGCUGUUAGCUUGCGCGCACUGAUUAUUUCCAUGCUUGACUCCGUAAGGAAAACAACAGCAAUACCCCACCAGGAAUCUUCCA